CAAGGAGAGCAGAUCUGAUCGACAUCCCAGCGGCAGUCGGAAUGGAAGCCGCCGCCGCGCGUGCAGAAUCCCAUGGUCGCGGGGCGAAGCCUCAAAGGAGGAGGACCGCUGAGAUUCCUUCCUCCCGCGGGGCCAAGAGGACGACUUUGAGUCCUCUGCGGCCAAGCCCCAGUUUUGGCGCGAAAUCCCGCGCGGGACCGCGCGCGCAGAUCCCCUCUCGGCGGGGUUUGGAUGAUAAUUCAAAGAAGCAGCUGCGCACCGUCUGCCGCGAACAGGUCUCCACUCUCCAAUCGGCCGGGUUGUUUGUUUUGAUUCCAAUUGGGCGCUCAUAGGAGGAGGACUGGAGGAGGGACUUGUCUUAACCCCGACGAUGAUGGAUGGGUGGUGCUUCUCAGGGCUCAUCGACCCUCCUGAUAACAACAGCAGCUGGAGGGACUGGUCUGAUCUCGGAGAUGGGCCAGCGGGGCUCAUUGCGGAGCGUGUCCUCGCAUACGACGUUGCCGACUACGUCCGCUUCCGCGCCGUGUGCCGGCCAUGGCGGCAGUGUUCCCCCGAUCCGCGCACGCACGGCGGCCUGGACCGCCGGUUCCAUCCCUGGAGGUGGACCAUGCUCCGGGAGGAGCGACCCGUGCCGGACCGGCCCUGCUUCCUCAACACAUCCACAGGCGAGUGCGUCAAGGUUGAUAUCCCAGAGCUCCACGACCACGAGCUGCUCUCCUUCACCUCCGAGGGCCUCCUUGUCCUGGUCCACAAGACCCAGCGCGCCACCGUCCGCCUACUCAACCCACUCACCCGCCACAUCACCGAGCUCCCGCCGCUGACCACGCUGCUGCCCACCAAGUACCACCACUGCAAGCCUUUCGAGAAUUAUAUCUAUUUCGAUGGGGAACUCGCAACGUGGGGCUCCGGCAUUGCCAACGAUGGUUCAACAGUGGUGCUCUGCCUCAACUGGCUCCGGAUGAUUGGCGUGGCUAAGCCGGGCGACGACUCCUGGAAUUUGAUCAAGUACAAUGGUGAUGGGAUGACAGCGGCGCCUCUAACGUUUGCUGGCCGUUUCUACUGUGUUAACCUCAGCGGUGUCAUGGUGCUGGAGAUGGGUGCAGAGCAGCCACCACAGCUUAAGGUGUCUGCCAAGCUGCGUAUGCGUGUCACCCCAAUCGCGGAUAGCGUGCACCUCGUCGACAACUGCGGGGAGCUGAUGCUGGUGCAUCGUCGGUGUGGUCGGCUGACAGCACGGAAUAAAUCUGGGUGGGGCUACGACGUUUAUCGAGUGGAUUUGAAAGCCGGGAGACUAUUGCGGGUCAAGAGCUUGGGUGGCAAUUCGGUGUUCAUGGGCCUGUGUUGCUCUCUUUCAGUGCCUCUGAACAUUUUCCCCUCCCACUCCAUUAGUGCUGACACCAUCUACUUGAGCUUGGACUUCAAUGAGAGAAAGGCGUUAAAAGCUGCAGCAUAUCAUCUUGCAGAUGGAAGCGUCGACCCCCCGUGUAGCCUGGCGCCACGGCCGCAUACUCUCACUGACUGUCUGUCAUUGUCCAUUACUGAGUGAUAAUUUAGCAGGCAUGGUUCAUGCAAUAUGCACUCUUUAUCCUGUUUGGUUAGCAAGUACUAGUAUUUUACUGCAUGUAUCUAGGUAGAGUUAUCUAUGGAUGGCUAGUCCGGCUUAAUUUGCAUUCUGAAUCCACCAGCCAUACAUACUGAUUUGUAAAGCAUCUUGCUAGCCAAUCUUGUGUGAAAAUGAGUUUAACCCUGAAAAGCCAAGGCAUAGUAUGCACAUGAUCUCUUCUUUACUGCUGAUGUUGAAACAACCCGAUGUUGCAUAUUCUGCUAAAAUAGUCUAAUUACUUGAGAAUGAUCUUUUAUUGGAGAAAAUAUCAAUGUGUACUGCUAUCCUUUUUUAUUUACUUCUGUAAUAAGGUGCUUGUGCCAUAAUGACUGUUUUGUAAUCUGAGCAGUGGUAUAUUCUGAGUUCACUUAAGGCAAAUAUAGAAUAACAAAAAAAGGCCAUUGCUUUAUAACCUCAGUAGGAUCUGUAUGCCUUUGUUCUAUCAAAUGGGGGUUCACACAAAACAGGUUGCAGUUAUGAAGUCACAAGGCAGGUAUUUACAAAGAGCUUAACACCUCUACCAUGAUUUUGUCCUUGCUACCCGUGAUGUGCAAAACUACCAUGUGAGUAAUCAUCACUAAGACUAAUUGAAACUGCAUAUAAAAUAUUUAUAUUAGCAAGCAAAAAAUAAAUUACCCAAUAUAGCUGAAGCACGGGAUGGGGCAGAGAGCAAAACAAAUGGGAGGAUAUAAAGAGCACUGAAACCCGGAAGCCAAAGUGAUUUUUCGACUUGUUCAUGAAAUUUGUAGAAGCUUAGACUAACUUUUUUAAGUUUGCCCCGCAAAACAAAAAAUUCUUAAGUUUGGUUGUUCAAAUUUUCCCUUGCAUUAUAGCCAGACAGUGGAGAAGUGUUUUUUUGUUCCAAUGGUUGUAUAUGAAAGAACUGAGUGGUACAACAAUCACUGUCUUCUGAUCCAUGCAGCCUGGUUUAAAACCCUUGGAGGGAGCGAAUUUGUGGGCAAUUCCACUUGCUCCGGUUUCAUUUUUUUUUUACUUAAUGUUGCCAUGUUGGUAUCUACAGGUUUUUGCAAAUUUGGCUUGCACAAGCUCAUCUGCUUGAAGAAUAGGAUUGUUUUGUGCAUUUGAACCAAAAGCAGGACCCAAAGUUAGCUUUACUAUCUAGUGCAAUUUUCUCUAAGUACAUUAGUUUAGAAUAGCAAGGUUUAUAUUGUGAGCAUCCGUUUUUUUAUAAUGGUGGUUGCAUUAAUUAGGAAAUAGGGAGUUUGUUGAAACCGUGAAUGGUCAGAAGUCAGAACCAACACACAAUCUGCAUCUUGAUCAAAUAAAACACCUGAAACCCCAACGCCCACUCUGUUGACCUUCUGGAACUCCACCUUCAGCAGAGAAAAAUUUGUCAUCUUAAGGAUGGACACAAUGUCUCUGAUCAUCGACCUAGAUUAAAGCGGUGCCUGCAAUCCUGUCAAGUGAGCUAAACAUUCAGGUUCCAAAUUACAGGUUUGUCAGAGUGCAUCACAACAAAAUUUAAUGCUUCCAUACUCGAAGGGCUUCAAUAUUACCCCAUGCCGAGUGGAUUACCUAGGCACACCGUUAUCUCUGAGCACUAGACCCCAAGAGCCUGUCCCAGCCUAAACUGUUUGUUUCGGGAUCGAACUGUCAUGAACUUCUAGAAAUGGAACGCACAGCUACCAGGAGAAGUUUGGGUUUGUGUUCAGAUAUGUUAAUGUAGGUCUGUAAGAGGACAUCUCACGUUUGUACAUGUCCAUCUUAUAGUAUCAGGUACCUUGUUUUCGUAAUUGACCUUUAUGUGACAGCCGAUUUGGCUUAUUUCAAUUGAUCGAGUUGCAACUGGCCAAUUUGGUUUGGAAAUUUGGUUUGGAGUAGUCCUCUCAGUGAGAAUGUGGUGUGAUCUGUGGAAGCAGUGCUAAAAAUCGGAACCAAGGUAGCAUUAGCAUUUCUCUACUGCAUCAUUUUAAGUAUAGUUUGAAGAAUAAUAUGCAGCUUCCUCUAUGCAUCAUGCAUCUUGUUAUUGUUUAAUACAGGAUCAUGAAUUUGUUUUUCCAAUGGCAGGAUCAUGAAUCUUGUUAUUGAAACUAAACCUAGUUGUUUCGGUGAGAUGAUAUACUACUACAGGAUCAUGAAUGUUGUUAUUGGAACUAAUCCUAGUUGUUUCUAUGAGAUGAUAUACUUUGGGCACUCACUGAGAGACAAGAGCAACUUCAGAGAUUAUGGCCGGCACCUUAAGCACAAAUCCUGCUUCUUGCCUGAGCUUGGUGCCGAGGGGGUCGUCCACUCAUAUGAGUAAGUCGAGGAUCUGAAGACUAUUAUUUGUAGUGGUUAUUUACCAUCACUUAGAAGCUCCAGAAUGCUGGAUUUUCAGGCGCACACUGCUAGAAUUUUACCGACUGUAGAAUAUUUUAUCUCUGAAAGAGUCCAUUACAAAAAUCCUAGGUUCCUAGCCCAU
Lolium perenne is the source of this 4025-nucleotide messenger RNA. RefSeq lists its product as uncharacterized. NCBI's taxonomy places the organism in Eukaryota, Viridiplantae, Streptophyta, Magnoliopsida, Poales, Poaceae. The record is from RefSeq and is a predicted model, not a curated record.